Messenger RNA from Sipha flava (yellow sugarcane aphid), 2071 nucleotides. RefSeq names its product cyclin-Y (gene CycY). Gene Ontology annotation, cellular component: plasma membrane. Gene Ontology annotation, molecular function: cyclin-dependent protein serine/threonine kinase activator activity; protein kinase binding. Bases 969 to 2015 code for a protein of 348 amino acids. NCBI's taxonomy places the organism in Eukaryota, Metazoa, Arthropoda, Insecta, Hemiptera, Aphididae. The record is from RefSeq and is a predicted model, not a curated record. Gene Ontology annotation, biological process: regulation of canonical Wnt signaling pathway; regulation of cyclin-dependent protein serine/threonine kinase activity. The transcript has 6 exons.
UAGGAAUCCUAAUCGACGGGUAUCGUCAAAAUAUUACGCUUUCGUCGUAUCGAUAACGAUUUACUUUGUAAUUUGUACUAUGGCUAAAUUUAGAUAUCAUUUUCUAAAUAACUGAUGAUAGGCAUAUUAUAGAUUUAUAAUUUGUCGAUAUAAAAUGUCAAUGUGUCUCACGGUAUUAAGAUGAUAAUUAAUAAUUAAUAAUACAAAUCACGGGGUCCUUUAACAAGAGUGGGGCUCCUUUAACGCCGGCACUGCUUUAUUACAGUUAUUUUCAGAUUUUAAGAAGAUAAUAUAUGAUACUAAUUAGUCAAACGAGUACGCAUUUGUUUUAAUUGUAAACUACAUAGUACUGCUUCGAUGUCAUCGUUAUCGGUUGAAAUAUGGUUUGCGUCGUCUUUUUUUUGUUUUUGUUCAAAUGUUCCGGUUUGGGCGCAAUGUUAAUAUAACAAAAUCGUCGUACUGUCGUAAUAGUAGUCGUGGUCGUCCUUUCACUAACCCGUGUCUUUAUCACACGAACACGCCGAUCAUACGACUGAUUAGAUUGAUUUCUUGGUUAUGUGUGCAUAGUAUAACUAUGAGUUUUUUUGAAGUGUAAACACACAUAUAUUAUUAUUGUUAUUUUCAUUAUUUAUAUUAAUAUUGUAUUAUUGCCCAGUGCCGGCUGUGAGUCGUGGCGAACAGUAAUAACAGUAUUAUAAUGUCGACCGGUUGAAGUUUGUUUUUUGUACUGGGUUGGAUAGAAACGUCGAAAAAAAAUUAACAUAACACUAAUCUCUUCCAACAAAUGUAAGGUGCACACGCCCGUUAAUCUUUGACUUAGUCUCCGCGAUACCGCGAUUCACCGCGACAAUCCGAUUGGUCGCUGACAUCGUACAGAGUGCUAAGUUGUUGUCGCCACGUGAAACGACAUCGAAGUAAUAUUAUGUCGUGAUAUAAGAGACUGUUUCUCCGCGUUGUUCGUAACAUUCAUGUUUAUUGACAAAAGCAUUUGCUUGUUGGAUAUCAUGGGUAAUUGGACCAGCUGUUGCUCGUAUACUAGCCCGUUGUCCAGGCGCAAGGACGUCAACGGUGCUAUAAACGAAUUUCCACAAGAGGGCGAGGAGAGUGUUGGCAACUUACAACACAUUAGUGAACGCGAGCACGAUGACUGGAACACAGACCCAUCUGUUCAUCCUAAAGUCGCGACAAUAUUUUUAGAAAGAUCCAAAGUCGAAAAUGGUUUAACAAGAAAACAAAGUCAAUCUCAGAUUGUUGACUUUAGAUCUCUCAAAAAAAGUAGUUCAUGUUCUACUAUAUAUUUGGAUGACAGUACAGUAUCCCAACCAAAUCUAAAAAAUACUGUUAAAUGUGUAGCACUUGCAAUUUAUUAUCAUAUAAAAAAUAGAACUUCCGAAAGACAAAUUGAAAUCUUUGAUGAAAAAUUACAUCCCUUAACUAGAGAUAGAGUACCUGACAAUUAUGAUGUUCAUAGUCCAGAACAUCGUCAAAUAUAUAAAUUUGUUCGAACAUUAUUUAACGCUGCACAAUUAACUGCUGAAUGUGCUAUUAUAACAUUAGUUUAUUUAGAAAGAUUAUUAACUUAUGCAGAAGUUGAUAUUACACCAGCAAAUUGGAAGAGAAUUGUCCUGGGAGCUAUACUGUUAGCUUCUAAAGUAUGGGAUGAUCAGGCUGUAUGGAAUGUAGAUUACUGUCAAAUUCUUAAGGAUAUUACUGUAGAAGAUAUGAAUGAAUUAGAGCGUCAAUUCUUGGAGAUGCUUCAGUUCAACAUCAAUGUUCCAUCCAGUGUAUAUGCCAAGUAUUAUUUUGAUUUACGUUCGUUGGCCGAAGAUAAUGAAUUGACAUUUCCAGCAGAACCAUUAAGCAAAGAACGAGCUAAGAAAUUGGAAGCUAUGUCUAGAGUAUUUGAAGAUAAAAUAACAGCAGAAUUUCUAAAAAAUGGCAUAAAAAAAUGGUCUAGUCUAGAUAAUAUAAGCAGUUCAACAAUUGCUCGUAAAAGUAUUGCUAUAUUAUCUUAAAAAGUAAAUUAUGACUUUGAUAUAACAAAGAAAAUGUAAUAUCACCUAUAUUGUGA